AAUUUUCAGUACAAAAGUGGGUGCUAACGGUAACAGUUCAAUUAAGUGUACGUUAAAUAUAUUAUAGGGCUGACCAGUAAAUAACAACAGUAAACAAAAACACACAUAGCAAGCAAUAAUCGAUUUAAAUUUGUUGCAUUUCUAUUGUUAUAUACAUACAUACAUCGAUACGUAUACAAGGUGUCUGCAAUAAAAAGUACUUAACUUUAAUAAUUGCAUUUGUAGGCGGAUAAGUGAUUUGCAACUGUUGAUAUGCCGAAAAAAUCGCGCAAAACACGCAAAAGUCCAUUCCUUGUAUUCGAAGAGGAUGUAAUUGGACAAUUUCUCAUAUAUUUGUACGAGCUGCAAGAACCUUAUCCCAAAAGCAAUUGGCUUAUAAAGAGGAAGGAAGUGCGAAAAUCAUUUGUUAAGUUCUUGAACUUGCCUAAAAAUGACAAAAUAUGUCAUCGUAUUGGGAAAGAUCCAGCUGGUAAGAUCGGCACUUUUCUCAGUCGUACCGGCUAUUUAAUGGAUUUAGAAAGCGGCAGCGAAUUUUUCUGCAUAAAUUACCAAAAGGUUAUGCAUUACAAAGAAAUAGAAGAAUUGCAUAAGACCAUCAAACAAAAACUCGUUCUGAACGCUAACGAAAAUGAGAAACGGCAUCGUUUAGCGAAUAAUUUAUCUUUCAAAGUAACUCAGGCCUUAGAGCAAUUUCUGCCGCCGCCUGCACUAUUGGAGUUGAAGAAGAAGAAAUUUGCUGAUGAAGUGCUUUGCGAAUAUUCUUCACAAUUUGCUAAUUACUUUAAUGGUGGUCAAAUUUUUACACCAGAAAAUAUUCUAGGUGCCAUGAAAUUGCUGCUACAAAUUGAAGAUGUUGACAAUUUUUCCAAAUACAGACGUAUCAUACAACGUGAUGUGAAAUUAAGCCAAUCACAACAACAGCCAAAUCGAUAUAGUUUCACGCUGUCAAAAACAUCACGUAAAAUCGGAUAUUCCUACGAAGUCUUACUCAGCCGCUACAAUCGCGUUUUGAUUGUCGCUGAAUGUGCCGAAACAAAAGCACUCACUAAAGAUCAAAUUCUUGAAUUUCUGAUCAGCGGUUCACUGGAGUUGAACGUACGUGGUAAAACCAUAGCAACAACUUAUAUUGGCCGAAUUGAAGAUGUAAAUGACAAAUCAAAAAAAGCGACUAUCGAAACUGAAGGUGAACCAGAUCCAAAGGCGUCCUAUCUCAUCAUAUUUUGUCCAGCUCGACGUACACUGUGCUAUCAAUAUUAUGCAUUAAGCCUGUAUGGUGAACGGUGUGCUAUGCUGCAGCAUUUCCUGUUUCCCAACCCAGUUGUUACCGCGAGUCUGCCGCGAAUGUGCAAACCUUUUUUUCAAACACUUUCAAAUGAAUACAUACAUACAUAUGUAUGUAGCUUAUCCUUCUACGAUAAAAAUAUAGCGACUAAUCCUGAGCAGAUUGAAGCUGUACAUAACAUUGUAUCGGGCUGUAAGAACUCUAAGCUACAAAUACCAUACAUCAUAUUUGGACCACCCGGAACGGGUAAAACUUCAAUAAUUGUUGAGUCCAUACUACAGUUACUAUUGCACGAUCAAAAAUCUAGAAUACUUGUUACGGCCGGUCCGAAUUGCGCUUGCGAUGAGAUCGCUUUACGUAUUUGCAAAACACUAUCGCUGGGUGAAAAACCACGUUCCAACAUUUUGGCGCGCAUAUAUUGUUGUUCACAGGAGAGCCGUCGUGAAAAUCUUCACAAAUUAUUGCUUGAAUAUUCAAAUAUGUAUGACUGGCAUUUCUGGCCGAAUAUUGCAAUACUACAACAAUAUCGUAUUGUGGUGUGUACUUUAAGUUGCCUCGGUAAAUUGAUCACCGGUGGUCUGCAACACUUCACGCAUGUUUUCCUGGAUGAGGCAGCCGCUUGUUCCAUGUCUGAAGGCUUGAUUGGUGUGGUUGGUGGUUUGACUAAAAAAUCAAAUUUUAUUUUGUCCGGUGAUCAUAAACAAUUGGGUCCGAUAAUAAAUUCAAAACGUGCCGAAGCUUUAGGACUAGGUAUAUCCUUGAUGGAACGACAACUACAACAUAAAUGUUAUGACGUCAACGAGGCUAAUGGUCACUAUAAUCGAAGCAUACAGACACGUUUAUGUCGUAACUUCCGUUCACAUCCAGCGAUCGUGAAGCUUUUCAAUGAACUUUACUACGAUAAUAAGCUGGAGUCCAUGGCAAGCAUAGAAAAUACUAAUUUGGCAGCCAAGUGGAAAGGUUUGCAUGACCCGAAUUUUCCUAUUUUGUUUCACGCAGUGAACGGUAGAGAACAAUACGACGAGGACAGUAGCAGUUUUUACAAUUGGGAAGAAGGCGAAUUGGUUUUAAAAUAUGUAGACGAUUUAUUGAAAAGUGGUCUAGGCGAUGGACGCAAGUUGGAAGAAACUGAUAUUGGCAUAAUAUCGCCAUAUCGCUCUCAAUGCAUAUCUAUUCAAGAAGAUUUAAAUAACCAUUUUAAAAUUCAAAUAGAAACCGGUUCGGUUGAAACCUAUAGAGGCAAGGAGAAAGCAGUAAUAAUCGUAUCAUUUGUGCGAUCGAGAUACAAAAGUUUAGGAUUUUUAAGAAAUCCAAAGCGUUUAAAUGUUGUUCUUUCGCGUGCAAAAUCCCUACUCAUUCUCAUCGGAAAUGAUGUCACACUUUCGAAGCAAAGUGAUUACGAGUUUGUCAUUAAGGAGUGCAAACGUCAUGGAAAUUUUAUACCUGCUCCAGUAGCGUCUAAGAAAAAUUAAUUAAAUUUCAAAUAAAAUUCAUCACUAACUGUUGUAAAAACAAAAGACACCAAUAAUAAGAUCCAAACAAUUUUUUGUAUGCCAUUA
Messenger RNA from Bactrocera neohumeralis, 2841 nucleotides. RefSeq names its product putative helicase MOV-10. NCBI's taxonomy places the organism in Eukaryota, Metazoa, Arthropoda, Insecta, Diptera, Tephritidae. The coding region runs from base 253 to 2754 and encodes 833 amino acids. The record is from RefSeq and is a predicted model, not a curated record. Gene Ontology annotation, biological process: regulatory ncRNA-mediated post-transcriptional gene silencing. The transcript is spliced from 9 exons. Gene Ontology annotation, cellular component: P granule; cytosol. Gene Ontology annotation, molecular function: RNA binding; 5'-3' RNA helicase activity.